UCGCGGGGCGGGAGGCGCCCGGCGCCCCUCCCUGCCGUGCCCUCCCCUCCCCUCCCCCACGGGCUCCCUUCCGCAGCCUGACAGGGCCGCGGCGUCGCGACUCCGGCGCCGCAAAGCGUCCUGGGAGCGCCGGCUCGCGCCGGAAGGACGCGCGGGCGCGCGGCGGCGGCGAGGUUAUAAAAGGGAAGAAGCCAGCGGCGGACGGAAGUGGGCGGUUCUGCUGCUCUGCGCGCUGUUGUUUGGUGUUUGUGCCUCCGGAGGGGCGUUCUCUGGAGGGCUGCCGGUGCAGGCCGCAGUGACAGGGCCGCUCGCCGCCGCGCUCCCCUCCUAUCGCCCGGUGCAGCGUCUGCUCGCGGCCGCCGCGUUCUGCAGGCCCAACAUGGCGCAGGAGGUGUCGGAGUUCCUGAGCCAGAAUCCGCGGGCGGCCGCCUGGGUGGAGGCUCUGCGCUGCGAGGGCGAGACUGACAAACACUGGCGCCACCGCCGGGAGUUUUUGCUCCGCAACGCCGGGGACCUCGCCCCCAUUGGCGGCGCUGCCUCGGCUAACACGGAUGAAGCUGCUGACGCCGAGAGCGGGUCCCGCAAUCGACAACUGCAGCAGCUCAUCUCCUUUUCCAUGGCGUGGGCAAACCACGUCUUCCUCGGGUGCCGAUACCCUCAAAAAGUUAUGGAUAAAAUACUUAGUAUGUCUGAAGGCAUCAAAGUGACAGAUGCUCCAAUCCAUACCACAAGAGACGAACUGGUUGCCAAGGUGAAGAAAAGAGGGAUAUCGAGUAGCAAUGAAGGGGUAGAAGAGCCAUCCAAAAAACGAGCCUUAGAAGGAAAAAACAAUUCGGCAGUUGAGCAAGAUCAUACAAAAAUUUCUGCCAAGACAGACCGAGCAUCAGCUCAGCAGGAGAACAGCUCUACAUGUAUGGGGUCGUCCACCAAAUCAGAGAGCAGUGGAAACUCAACCCGGAGCUCUGGCAUUUCCAGUCAGAAUAGCUCUACAAGCGAUGGAGACCCAUCCAUUUCCAGCCAAAGCAGCAGCAGCAUGUCCUCUCAGGUAACAACAGCUGGAUCUGGAAAAGCUUCUGAAUCAGAAGCUCCAGACAAACAUGGCUCAGCAUCAUUUGUUUCUUCAUUACUGAAGUCCAGUGUGAAUAGUCACAUGACCCAAUCCACUGAUUCCAGACAACAAAGUGGAUCACCUAAAAAGAGUGCUUUGGAAGGCUCUUCAGUAGCAGCUUCUCAAAGUAGCUCAGAGAUUGAGGUGCCCUUGUUGGGCUCCUCAGGAAGCUCAGAAGUAGAGUUGCCAUUGUUGUCUUCUAAAUCUAGUUCAGAGACAACUUCAAGUGGGUUACCUUCUAAAACUAGUUCAGAGGCAGGUGUUUCAUCAUCAGUUUCUAAAAACAGUUCCUCAUCAGGCACAUCCUUACUGACUCCCAAGAGCAGCUCCUCAACAAAUACAUCACUGUUAUCUUCCAAGAGCACUUCCCAGGUAGCUGCAUCACUAUUAGCUUCCAAGAGCAGCUCCCAGACCAGUGGAUCUCUGGUUUCCAAAAGCACUUCCUUAGCAAGUGUGUCCCAGUUGGCUUCUAAGAGUAGUUCUCAGACUAGCACCUCACAGUUGCCUUCUAAAAGUACUUCACAGUCAAGUGAGAGUUCUGUCAAAUUCUCUUGUUGCAAGUUAACCAAUGAAGAUGUGAAACAGAAGCAACCUUUCUUCAAUAGACUGUAUAAAACGGUGGCAUGGAAGUUGGUAGCUGUUGGUGGCUUUAGUCCCAAUGUGAAUCAUGGAGAGCUGCUAAAUGCAGCCAUCGAGGCUCUGAAAGCAACACUGGAUGUGUUUUUUGUCCCACUAAAAGAACUGGCAGAUCUGCCUCAAAAUAAGAGCUCUCAAGAAAGUAUUGUUUGUGAAUUGAGGUGCAAGUCUGUGUAUUUGGGCACUGGCUGUGGAAAAAGCAAAGAAAAUGCAAAAGCAGUUGCGUCAAGAGAAGCAUUAAAAUUAUUUCUCAAGAAAAAGGUGGUGGUAAAAAUAUGUAAAAGGAAAUACAGAGGCACUGAAAUAGAAGAUCUAGUUCUCCUUGAUGAAGAAUCAAGGCCUGUAAACUUACCUCCAGCAUUAAAACAUCCUCAAGAGUUACUAUAAUAUGUCCAAAAUAUCACUGCUUACAGUGUCUGGCAUUUGAAGAGAAAAACUGGCUUACUUUUGUACAGUAUAAAACACAGGCUUUCACAAAUUUUGUAUUGCAUUUUUCCAGUUUUGCAGAAAAUUUACAUUCUGGUUCUCUUCACAGUAGAAAUUGUAAAUAAUUUAUGAAUGACAGUAUACAUUAAAAGGUGUGCAUUAACAGCAUACCAGUAUGCUGUUUUAUUUGCUGAAGAAAAUACUGUCUUCUAUUUUUAAUGAUACAUUAGGUAUGAUGUGUAGUCCUGUAGAGUCUUAAAAUUUUUGUACUACUUUCAAUUUGGUGAAAAUGUAUUAAGUUGUCUACCAUACUUUUUUUCCUAGCUGAGUAAAACCACAUCAAAGAAAAGGGACCACAGUAUUUGAAUGUCUGAAAGUCUGUGAAGCCUAAGGUUUUAAAAAUGUUGCCCAUAAUGUUGAACAUGUCUGUUAAAAAAUAAAAGAAAAAAUAGUUGCCUCAGACUAUUUUUAUGAGAAGUUGUAAGCAUUUUUUAGAUAUAAAGCAAGUAUAAAGUACGUAAUUGUUAUUUUAUUCUGAAGUUGUUAAAAAUUCACCAUGAUUUUGACCGCUGCAGAUUCUUUAAGUGGGUUAAUUUAUGUUUUCGGUGGAAUACAAUUUACACUUUUUCUUAAAGGAUAUAAAUGUGGGUUUCUAUACUAAGCAUAUUUUGUGACUACUAUUAACAGAUUGAUUUGUUUAGAUAUUAAAUGCUUUAAGCUAUUUUACCUUUUCAAGAAGUUGUGUUUUUCUUCCCUCCUAAGUCAGAACCAAUACCUGCAAAAGGCUUCCCACUACUUGUCAUUGUCAAUUACAACCAGGUAAUUUUUUUUUUUCUAUUUUUUUUAAGUUUCCCACAGUGCUAACCAGGUAAUUUUUCAUAGUGAUAAUACAAGUUUUUAUGGGUAGGCAAGUUACAAUUUUCAAAUCUAGAACUUGAUGGUUUUUGUAUUUACAAAUCUCAUGGAGUACUACUGGGAAGAAUAGACAGCCACAUUCAACUCUUUAAUGAGCCUGUUCAAUUGAAUUGCAUUUGUUAGAGAUGGAAUUUUGUUUCUGUGUCUUAGGUGACUCUAUUUCUCUAUUGCGAUAUAUUCUGUGUAUUUUUCUUCAAACUGGCCCAGGAUGAUUUGUUACCUUUGUGGCCUUCUGGCUUUUUAGAUGCUAUUUUUAGAUGCUGCACAUUGAGCACUAAUAGUGAUAAUGUACAGAGAAAAGAAAUGGCCUCUUACAGGCCAGGUAUAUUGGGAUAAGAAAAUUGAACAUAAGUAGCACAACUUAAGCAUGUGGAAAUUACUCCUGUUCUGUAUUCUAGGAAUAAUGGACAAAGAUACUUUAGCUUCUUAUGCUUGAAUGAUCAAGGAUGUUUUUAUUUUACUAGACAACCUUUCAAAAUGAUUGCUUUCUGAGGAUGUUUAAUUGGACACCAAAGCUAAAAUCCAUAUACUGUGACCAGGUCGCCUUUAUUGUGGAAAGCAAUAACAUGAAUGUAUUGUGAAAGUCCUUUUAAUUCACUUUCCUCAGUCUUGGAGAAAGUGUAUUUUGUGGGACAAUGAUUAUCAGAAAAGCCAAAAAUUAACAAAAAAUAAAUAAAUUUCUGUAAUGGA
This is a messenger RNA of Microcebus murinus (gray mouse lemur), 3775 nucleotides long. RefSeq names its product CDKN2A interacting protein (gene CDKN2AIP). Gene Ontology annotation, cellular component: nucleoplasm; nucleolus. The record is from RefSeq and is a predicted model, not a curated record. NCBI's taxonomy places the organism in Eukaryota, Metazoa, Chordata, Mammalia, Primates, Cheirogaleidae.